Molecule: messenger RNA, 2507 nt
Organism: Vombatus ursinus (common wombat)
Lineage: Eukaryota; Metazoa; Chordata; Mammalia; Diprotodontia; Vombatidae
Gene: SLC22A31
Product: solute carrier family 22 member 31
Exons: 9
Coding region: 1-1827 (608 amino acids)
Biological process (GO): transmembrane transport
Cellular component (GO): membrane
Molecular function (GO): transmembrane transporter activity
Source: RefSeq, a predicted model, not a curated record
AUGGACUCGGACGCGCGCGGGGCGUUCGCGCUGCGCACCUGGGGCCGCCAGCUCCGGCUCGUGGCCGCCGCCUCCUGGUUGCCCAACGUGGCCCUGGCGCUGGCGCUGAGCUCCGAGGUGCUGCUGUUCCCGGUGCCGCCCGCUCACCACUGCCGGCCCGACCCGGCGCUGCUGCCCCCGGAGCUGCGCGCCCUGGCCGGCCCGGCGCUGCUCAACGCCAGCCUCCCGCGCCUGCCGCCGCCCGCCAGCGACUGGAGCCCAUGCCUGCUGCUCCGCUACCCGGGCCCGGGCCCCGAGCCCAAUGGCACCGAACCCUGCACCCGCGGCUGGGACUUCGCGCGGCCCGCCGCCGGCCUGCUGCGCACCCCCAUCACCCAGUGGAAUCUCGUAUGUGGGGAUCGAUGGAAGGUGCCCCUGGAGCACAUGAGUUACCUUCUGGGCUGGUCGUUGGGCUGUGUGACCCUUGGCUCAGCCUGUGACCGGUUUGGCCGCCGAGCUGUCUUUGUGACCUCCCUGGCUCUGGCUGCAGUGCUGGGAAGUGGGGUGACCCUGGCGAUCAGCUACCCCAUGCUGCUGUCCCUGAGGCUGCUCUAUGGGGCCACCCUGGCCGGUGCCUUCCUCUCCCUCUACGUGGCCCGGCUGGAGCUUUGUGACCCCGACCAUCGCCUCCUGUUCUCCAUGGUGGCUGGCCUCUUCUUUGACGCUGGGGAGAUCCUGCUGCCAGGGCUGGCGGCCGUAUGUCAAGACUGGAGGCUCCUGCAGGGUCUGGUGACCCUCAUCCUGGGCCUGGUGCUGUUCUUCUGGGGAUUUCCUUCGAUGUUCCCAGAGUCUCCCCGAUGGCUGGUGGCCACUCAGCAGCCGGGCAGAGCCAAGGAGAUCCUGUGGCACUUGACAGGGGCCAACCUCAAGUCUGAGGACUCCACCCCCGAGAGUGCGACUCUGGCUGUAGAGUUAGAUGGGCUGUCUGAGGGGAAGGCCUUGCCCCAGUACCACUCCAUCUUUGAGGUCUUCAGCACUCAACUUAUCUGGAGAAACAUCCUCAUUCUGGCCUUCACCACCUUGCUGGGGAAUGGCAUCCAGUACAGCUUCACGCAGAACUUGGCCCCCUAUCUGCCCCACUUCUACCUGCCCUGUUUCUUGCUGACCGGGCUGGAGGCAGCCGCCAGCCUCCUGCUGAUUCUGAUGGCCCUGUGCUGUGGCCGCCGGGCUAGUCUGCUCCUGUGGACCGUCCUCACCAGCUUGGCCUCCCUGCUCCUUCUCUCCCUUGGCCAGUACCUGCCCAUCUGGAUGGUGGUGUUUCUCUCUGGACUGGGGCUCCUGGCCUCCCAGGCCAUGUCUGUGCUGAGCGUCUUCUUUGCCAGUGAGAUCCUCCCCACCACAAUCAGAGGAGCUGGGCUGGGCCUCAUCAUGGCAGCUGGUUUCCUGGGCCACGUGGCCACACCCAUCAUGAGCAUCUCCAAUACCCGAGGCUUCUUCCUCCACCAUGUGGUGUUUGCCUCUUUUGCGGUCCUUUCCAUGCUCUGCAUCCUGUUACUACCUGAGAGCCGGGCCCGGAACCUCCCCGAGUCCCUGGAGGAUGCUGAGGGCCAGCGGUCCUCCCCGCUCUUCCGGCCCUGCUGGCACCAGCCCCAGGACCACCACGUCCCACUGCUCCUGCCCUCCUGUAAGCAGACCCACUAUGGACAGCAGCAAUACUCCUGCCCGGUGGUCCCCUCCCAAAGGACUGGUGGCCUAUGGCAUCCGCCCACCAGGGCUCACCUAGCUAUAGAGUUCCAGGCCACACAGGAGUCAAGGCAUGCCGGAACUGCAGGAGGCCACCCACAGUAACUGCCCUGGGAAGGAAGGGCUUGGAAAACAGGAUGGUGCUUUGUUACUAUCGCCCUUAUGAUUACGGAGAGUGAUGAGUCUGGGGUAUUGCCCGUGGGCCCUGACUGUCUUCCUCAUCACCAGUUCACCUGUUUUCUGGAAGGGGAGGAAAGGAGGGCUCUGCAGGGCAGUCCCCUGGAAACUGCAAAGCUCCCGAGGGUAGGGCAGACUCCCAACUUACCUGGAACUCAAAUUCUGGACAAACUAAGCUUUCUCUAUGUAAGAGGCUGCUCUGGCCGCUCUCCAGUCACGCUGGGAAUUGCUUCUGAAGCCCUCAGCCUCAAGGAAUAGUUUUGUUUCUGGGGCAGAAUUCCUAACCUCCUGACUGGGUUCGAGGCGGCCCUGGCUUCUCUUUCCCCUCCGUACUUAAAAGCCCCGUGAGAACCACUCUGUCUUCUCUGUGCUUUCCACUGGAAAGACCCUCUGCAUCCUCUUUUCUUGGCUUCUCUCCGGAUCUUCCAGGACCCCGUUCCUUCCUUCUCUUCUUCCAGCGGUGUUUCAGAGGGCGGUCAGUGAGCAUAAACGUAGCUUCUGGCCCCCAGAAAGACCCUGCAGUUUUGUUUCAGAAGAUCCAGGGCCUUAUAUAGAAAUGUCUCUAAGGUGGUUUGUUUUUUUUUUUUAAUUCAAACUGCAUCAUGCAG